Tigriopus californicus is the source of this 3743-nucleotide messenger RNA. Its product is annotated as serine/arginine repetitive matrix protein 2-like. The record is from RefSeq and is a predicted model, not a curated record. Bases 160 to 3681 code for a protein of 1173 amino acids. The transcript is spliced from 9 exons. Lineage: Eukaryota; Metazoa; Arthropoda; Copepoda; Harpacticoida; Harpacticidae.
CCAGUUUUCCGAAACCAUCACAACAACCGCACCCGUCAGUCCGCACGGUCCCGCACCCAAUCAUCGCUCCAUGAUCCGGCCCACAUUGUCCAUCCCUCAGCCUGGGUCAUCUCAGUUUCACGGUUAAGAAAAUCGGGCUGACAGGAGUAACCCGGGACAAUGGCCAGUGGGCGUGGCGGCACGGGUGAGGAGAGCGCGCCCAAACGCGCCUCGGUCUUCUCGCGAUUGGGCACCAAAGGCACGCUGGGUGGCAAUAAGUCGUCCGCCGCCGGUGGGUUGGCGGGACCCUCUAAUUCGGGCGCCAACCCGUCGGGCGCCUCGGCCAGUGGCGCGGGCUCGUCCAAGAAGCGCGAUGCGGCCGGAGGUCCAGGUCCGCGCAAGAAUUAUUUGUUGGGUCAUCGGAGUGCGCCUAAUGAAGAUAGUCCCACCAUUGAUCCUAAUUGGGAGAACUGGGACGAAAAGAACCUGGACCAUGACGACGAAUAUAUGUUGGAGAAGAAACGGCAGCUCCUCAAGAAGGAAUUGGGCGAGUUGGUCACACCGGUCGAGUCGGAGGCCGGUGGCAGUGGCGCCCAAGCUCAGGUGCCCGUCAUUCCAGCGACGGCCCGAACCACGGCGCGCUCACCCGUCAAACGGAAACGAGGAGGCGGCCCGCCCGCCAAAUUGACCCGGGCGCCGCCUCGCCGUUCCUCCUCUUCCUCUUCGUCCGGCUCGUCCUCUUCCAGCUCAUCGGGCUCAUCUUCAUCCGGAUCUUCCAGUGAUUCUGGUCGAGUGCCUCGGAAGAAAGUGGCCCGCAGGUCCAGCCACCUGAUUCGUUCCCCCAGCCACUCUAGCCCAGAGCGGGUCAAGGGCUCCAAGCGAAUUAAAAGCGGAAAGCGUCAUAAAUUGGUGAAAAAAACGACCAAAUCCGUGGUCAAAGGUGCCAAGGGUGGCAAACCUCGAGCCGUGAAUUCGUCGCCCAAACGGGGACCUCAAGAGAAGAAAGUACGUGGAUCCGAUGGGAAAGUUGCCGCUUCUCAAUCGACUACGGCCAUUGCCCCGCCCAAAGUCCGUCAAGAACCGGAUAAGUUUGGCUUCUAUUGCACGCAAGCUCCCGCUGCCAUUGUCGAGCCUGUCAAAUUGAGUUCUGGCAACAAGUCCUCGUCGACAAAAGAAUCCCGAAGCAAAGUUCAUUCCCAGGUUUUAAAGCGGCGAGGCACUCCGAGAGUUAUUUCUGCCUCCACGACGGCGUCCUCGAAUUUGUCUCCUAAUCGAAUGUCUGUGUCUUCGGCUCCAUUCAAAGAUCGUCGAAGCAAAGGCUCGGCUUCACUUCCACAGGGUAAACUUUCCGACCCAUCAUCUCCUGGCCGCCAUGAUAAGAGAUCCCCGUCAAUGGACAGACGACGUGGUGGCCCUCAUCACGAUCGGGGUCUCUCACCACUAACGUCAUCUAACACUCGUCUGAGAUCAAGAAGUCCCAGAAUGGGAAUGUCCUCCAGAAGAGUGAGUCGUUCCCCCCUAAUGGAUUCAGACCGCCGAGGUGAAUCCUUUGAAGAAAGUCGAAUGUUGCGGGACUUUUCACCUCGGGCAGGGCGGAGCCGUGAGGGUCAAUCUCAAUUCUCGCGUGGCUCAUCGGCACCUCGUCAUUAUCGGAACGCUUCUCCAUUAAGACGUGAUACAUCCCGAACUGCCUUGAGAUCCUCCCGCGAUCGUUCCCCAAUGGUCGGUGGAGCGGGGCUCAAACGAGGCUCUCGUGAUGCCCGUCAACCACAGCUUAGAGAUGACAAUAGAUAUGGACGGGGUGAGAGUCCUGAUGAUCGCGAUUUCCGCGAUUUUGACCGCCGAUCGGCCUCAGGAGGAGCUCGAGGCUUGUACGAUGACCGUGAACUCAGAGAUCCGGAUCCUCGCGAUUUACGUCGAGAUAUCGGAGUGAAAGGAGAACGUCGAUUUGAUGAAGGCCGAGGCUUGAAUCAAGGACGUGGCUUUCCCCGAGGGACAGGGGCGGCUGGAGGAGGAGGAGGAGGAGGAAGUAAUCGAGCAGACGAAACUUGGGAUGAUCGUAGCUUCAGGGAUGCGCGAGACGAUCGUCGAUUCAAUGAGAGCAGACCACCGACUCAGAGCGGACGAGGAGGUGGGUUGGGGAGUGGGGUUCGGGAUUCAUGGACUCGAGAGGAGGGUCGGGAUUGGCCUGAUGAAAGUCCAGGCUGGCGGGACCGAAGUGCUAAUCCAGGGGGACGAGGAGGAGGCCGAAAGCAAGGAGGCGGAGGGCGGUCCUCCGAUCGAGGCGGAAAUAAUCGCGGAAUGCUCAGUCGGUCAAGCGAGCGCGGUCGUGGCAAUAAUGACAAGAGCGCAGCUCAGUUGACGGGUGCGAAUUCAGUGAGAGUAGCUCAACCCCGUGGCCGAGACAUGGAUUGGACGGCCAGACGAAGGUCUCCGCCUAUGAUCGAACUACAAAGAGGAUUGGCCCGUGAUCAUCGGUCGCAAUCCAAUGAACGACUUUUACCCCCUGAAGCGUUAACGCGUGGCAGUCGAGAAAGGUCCAUCUCGAGGGAUCGUACGAGUGCACCAAGAACGUUAUUACCCCUUUCCGAAGGACCUCGCAAACGGUCCCAGAGCCGAGAAAUGUCCCGACCCAAAGAUCCGAUCCGCAGUCGACCGGCCUCUAUCGAUCGAUUGGAUUCUCAAUCAGAGCCUGCUGAUUCUAGCGAAAUUGUCAGCAAGAAACGAUCCUUGGAGGAAGAGGGUGAAGUCGAUGAAGAGGUACUUCCCUCCGCCAAGAAGGUCAAGCUGGACGUUUCAGGUGUAAGUGAUGCCGAAUUAAGCUCAAAAACCGACGAGGACGAACCGAAGAGAACAGCCAAGGUGGACAUGCAGCCCAUUCCAGCUUCUCCCAAACCUCUAGUGGAUGAGAAUGCUGAAGACAUUUCAGACAUCGGAGACUCCGAUGAUGAAAUUUUGAAUAAGGAUCCAAUUCUCGAUCCCAGUCCGGAAGAAAAGCUCGAGCCUGCAUUAGAAGCUGGAGAAUUGACACCCAAAGACGAGGAACAACCAAUCCUGGAGUCAAGGAGUACUCCUACUCGCGCUCUUGGGGACAAAAAAGGCGAGAGCAAACUUGAAUCCGCUGAAAAGGGUUCUGAAUCCCUACAUUCCAACGAAGAUAAGAUGGAUAAUGAUCUCUUGGAAGGAAUUUCCGACGAGGAUCUGGCUCUGUCGGACGAGGAUGAGAUCAAAACCAAAGCUAAAAUUGCUGAUGCUCUCGGUGCAGACUGGAGCGAGUUAAUGUCGAGACCUGAGGAGAAAGCGCCUGGAUCCACAAGUCUACGGGAGAAGUGGAGUCUCCUCUCCAUUGUGAAAUCGGUGGGAAUCUCAAAGAACCUACUUGGACCCGAAAAGUAUGCAAAGUUUCUGGAGAAAGUGAACAAGGACGUACCAGAAAGCGAACAAUUUAAACCUGUCAGUGAUUUAGCCGGGUUAGACGUGACUCGACGCAGGAACGCAUUGGAAUUCAAUCAAUUGUAUGCCCAGUUGAAACCCUACGGAGAGGGAUUGACAGGUCUCAAAGAUAGAGCCAUCAGACGCCGAAUCCAAGGAUAUCUACCCCUGCCACCUUCGGAAACCCCAAAGCUGAAAACAUCCUCAGAGUGGCACGAGGCAGCUCUCAAGUUAUUAAGAGAUAAAAUGGCCCCUCUUGCUCAUCCCUAAUUAAAUCUAAAUAUGAUGUUAACUCAUUCAUUACAAACAAUAAUAAUAGUUCUUUCACUCAA